AUGUUUUUGUUUGCAUGUUUUGCUCACUCAUUAAAUGAUAAUGAUCCUCUUAUUACACAAGAAUUAGUUGAUGAAAUUAAUAAUGAUCCAUCAGCUCCUUUUAAAGCACGACUUUAUACAAAAUUUGCUAAGUUAACAAUUGGAGACGCGAAGAAAUUUUUAUCACCAGUUCGUCCACCUCCACAGAACCAUGGAUCAGCCGUUCCUGUUGGGGCAAAUGAAGAAUUCUUCAAUUAUGUUGAUACAAACUAUAUCACAGGUCUUUCAAAUGUUGCCGCAUUUCCAGAUUGGCGUAAUGCUUCAAAUCAAAAUGAUGAAACUCUUACAGACAACAGAAAAGCAAUUAAACCAAAAAUCGCACAUGUCAAAUUCCCGGUUUUCGAUGUAACUCAACUUUGCAGCUCUUGGGCUCCAGCAGUAACAUCUGCAAUGACGAUUUCUGUUUCCCGUUGGGCAGGUGAAUUUGUUAACUUCUCUCUUCAAUAUGUUCUUGAUUGUGAUAUGCUUGGAGAUUCAUGCAUCGAAAGAACUCCACUAAACGCAUAUCAACUCUUUUGGCAAUACCAUCCUCCGGAUUACAAAAGUUGGGACCAACCAGGUGAUGUUUUAGCACAACCAAAUUCUGAAAGAACAGAAGCGAUGGCAGCUCCUCGUUCUGACUUCAAAAGAACUAACUGCGAAAACAAUAGAUGUUACCCAGGUUUAACGAACUGUAAACGACAUUGGGCACUCACAGGAAGCUGCAACCCAGGAGAUACAGAAACUGCAUGUCCAAUAUACUUCCUUUAUAAUUGGCGCUGGGUCAAAUCACACCUUUGGGAAGUUGGAGCUGUAACUUCUUCAAUAACUGUUUAUAAUUCACUUUUUUCAUAUGAAUCAGGUAUUUAUUCAAGAUUUUGGAAAGAUACUGCAGAAGAAAGAGCAGAAGGUGAUGAGCGUGAUAAAAUACUUGGAAUGUUGGAUGUAACAAUCAUUGGUUGGGGACAGGUUGAAUUAAAUCUCUCUUCCAAUAAAGAUAAAUACGAAAAGGUAUUAAAUCGAUGGUGGUGGGUAAUUCCGCAUUUUGGUCCUGAAUUUGGAGUAUCUUAUUACAGUUGUCAUGAUUUUGAUACUCCAGAUACUAACUGCAAACGAACAUUUAAUGAAAUGACUAAAAUUGAUUACCAAAUUGGUUUGGAAUCAAAUCUUUAUAUCACAGGAGGAGAAUAUGGAGAUCAUAUACAAGAUGAUAAUACACACAAGGGUUUCAUUAAAUUUAACAGGAGUUUUGAUGACUGCAACAUUGAGUCACAUGCUGUUGGGGCUGUCCCAUAUAAUUUUGUACCCCUUCCUCACAGAACACCAUCCCCAACAACUGAUGAAACAACUUAG
This is a messenger RNA of Trichomonas vaginalis G3, 1371 nucleotides long. RefSeq names its product cysteine proteinases family. Lineage: Eukaryota; Parabasalia; Trichomonadida; Trichomonadidae. The transcript has a single exon. Bases 1 to 1371 code for a protein of 456 amino acids. The record is from RefSeq and is a predicted model, not a curated record.